Molecule: messenger RNA, 939 nt
Organism: Homarus americanus (American lobster)
Lineage: Eukaryota; Metazoa; Arthropoda; Malacostraca; Decapoda; Nephropidae
Product: high mobility group nucleosome-binding domain-containing protein 5-like
Exons: 3
Coding region: 1-939 (312 amino acids)
Source: RefSeq, a predicted model, not a curated record
AUGGUUGCUUCAUAUAAAACUGGGGGGUAUGCUGUGCGGCUUUCAUUUGUUCGUGUUCCAGGAAAUGGAACUGCCAAAGUAGCGGCGAAGAAAUCAAAGUCUUUAUGCUGGGAUCUUGCACGUUCCUCAACAGUUGCUGCAGCUAUCACAGUUGAACCAAUGGAUUAUGAAGAAGAUGAAGUAGAAGUAAGUGAUGGAGAUCAAGAUGGUGAUAAUAAAGAUGAUAGUAAUGAUGAAGGAGACGACGAUAUAGAAAAGAUAGAUUCUAUUAAAGAAGGUAUGGUGGAAAAUGUAGAUUCUAGUAGUAAAGAAGCUGGUGGUGAAGAAGAAGAAAUAGAUUCUGAAGAUGGUAAAGAAGUAAUAGAUUCUAGUAAUAAAGGAGAUAUAGUUUCUAGCAGUGAAAAAGGUGGUGGUGGUGAAGAAGAAGAAAUAGAUUCUGAAGAUGGUAAAGAAGUAAUAGAUUCUAGUAAUAUAGUUUCUAGCAGUGAAAAAGGUGGUGGUGGUGAAGAAGAAGAAAUAGAUUCUGAAGAUGGUAAAGAAGUAAUAGAUUCUAGUAAUAAAGGAGAUAUAGUUUCUAGCAGUGAAAAAGAUGGUAAAGAAGUAAUAGAUUCUAGUAAUAAAGGAAGUGAAAAAGAUGGUGAUAAACGAGAUAUAGAUUCCAGUAGAAAAGAAGAAACAAUUAUUGAUUCUGACAUAGAAGAAGUAAAAUUAGAAGAUUCUAGUGUCGGUGUCAAUAAUGUAAGAAUAUGCAGAAAAAGAAGAUUUGUAUCAGGAAGAGGAGGAGGAGGAGGAAGAAGUAAUGAUGAAAAUGGUAAAGGCAAUAAUAAUGAAAGCAGAACUACAGUUUUUGAGAGAAAAGCAGUAAAAGAAGAGCAACUUUCUGGUAAUGGAGAAGAUGGUAUACUAAGAAGGAACAAAAGAACAUUGAUUUCAUCAUAA